Messenger RNA from Pisolithus orientalis, 2064 nucleotides. RefSeq lists its product as uncharacterized. Bases 1 to 2064 code for a protein of 687 amino acids. The record is from RefSeq and is a predicted model, not a curated record. The transcript is spliced from 15 exons. NCBI's taxonomy places the organism in Eukaryota, Fungi, Basidiomycota, Agaricomycetes, Boletales, Pisolithaceae.
AUGGACCGUGAUGAUGAAGCCGAGAAUGUGCAGACUGCGAUGAGGCCGCAGCUGCAGCAGAGGAGCUCCAUUCCAUCCUUUGUUCUUAUUAUCUUUAUGCUUUUCCUGCUCAUGAACCACAGCGGAGACGAGUUCUUGGCUCGGAAUCAUCACUACGAUGCGUUACGCUCUCUUACUUAUCAGCUGUCCAAUUUUACGAAUUGGAUGAACGGAUCCGAUACCAACUUUUCCAUGCCCGAUCGAAAUCCCUCACUUCGGUCUCUCGUCGAGUCACACUUGACACUCGGGUCUCGUUUGGACCCAUCUAGUGCUUCAUACUUUCCAAAUAUAACUAGGUUUAUCCGCGGGGAAAUCGACUUUCACAACAUCACCCUUCCGAGCUUGAAUGACACCCAGGCUCCCUGGACGUCGCACGCCGAAUCGUAUAUGGCAAACAUGAACAUGACGGAGAUUGUAAACUACUUAGGCACGCAGGAUUGGAAAGCAACACGAAAAAUGGCAUGGAGUGUCAUCGACCGUGCGGCUGUAGAAGAAGGUGUGUCAGACAGGCUGGCAAUAGCUCAUGGAAGAAUUGAUUUUGUUGAUGCGACAAGCGGUAACGGGGUGCGGCUUGAUUUUGAGGGUGUCCAUUUCAUAGCCAAUGGUUCGGUAUAUGGCUUUGCUGAACUUCCCGGACAUCAUAUCGACAUCAGGUACCUCCCGGCAAUCGUACCCGAGGAGUCACAGAAUGGAACUACUCUUGUCGUGCGAAAUGAACUUCAGUCACGGAUAGACAAAAUCAAGACCAUGAUAGACAAUGGGGUCAUUGACCAAGAGCCUUCGGAAGCCAACAGUGGAGUUCAUAGUGAUUGUGGAUUUUUAGUAUAUGCUCAGAUCGAACCGUCCCUAAUCUCUGAAGAACUCAUGACUGACGUUGAAAGCGAGCUACAAUCGCCAACGGGAAAAUGGACACCAAAUGUUUCCCCCUUCGCGGAAUGUGGCAUGCUCUUUCGGUUCCAUCAUGCUGAGGGACAAAGAACUCAGACAUUUCUCCGAAGAGUCAUUAACUAUGGGAGUAUUUCAGGAGUUAUCUCCCUCAUGAUGCUCGCUCUAUCGUGUCGUCACGUUGACCGUACACAUAGUCCUGCUGCUCUUCAACGUCUGUCGGUCUGGACUUUCUACACCCAGGCCAUCGUCGACGCGGUUUCUCUCGCUGCACACAUCACUUUUGCUAUCUUGGCACAUGGAACACCCUCGCUCGCGUUGAUUAUCCCAGCUUUCGCCUCCUCUAUAAUUUUUUCCAUAGAAGCGCACCAUGCAACCCUUAUCAACCAAGUCCAGGCCCCAGGAGAUGCACUUAAUACUACUAUACCCCCACCGAGACCUCCACAGCCGGCUCUACAGGACAAUGGACCAGGAGCUGAAACUGCCCAGUCAGCACAACGUCCUCAAACACCCCCUCCGCUCACGGCCCGUUCCUUCCUGACUGCUUUUGCCCGGAAUUUGUAUUCAGACCCACAGGCACGCAUCUGUACAUGUGGGAGGAGCAGUUCGUUGAGUGCCGAGUACCUCAUUGGCAUGUCAAUAUGUAGGCUGUGGUUCCCUUUCUAUUUUUUGGCGAAUUCGACGAAGGUAUUGGAUAUAGAGCCACGACGAUGGGUAUACUCCCUCGCUGCGUUCGUUCUGUUCCAAGUCGGUGUGGUUCCCCUACAGAAGUCCCUUGGCCUCGCGUUCUUUCUGCCGAAACGGUUCGCUACGGCACAAAUGUAUGACUACCAUCCCCCAAUGCCGUCAAACAUGCACGACCCCGAGGCACCGGGCCAGCUACUUGGCGACUGCUCCAUUUGCAUGGAGGUAAUCCAUGUCGAGGACUCGAAACAAUUGCAGCAGGUUACUGGCGGGCUGCUGCAAAAGGUAGGCGUCAAGAAGAGUUAUAGUGUGGCCCCGUGUCACCAUAUUUUCCAUAUGGAAUGUCUUGAAAGGUGGCUUGCUCUCAAGGUAAGCAUAAUCUUGUGUAUUGCACACUUGACAGAAACUGCUCCUUCUUUGUCAGGAGCACCCCCAACCCUCAGCACUCCUCUUUGA